Molecule: messenger RNA, 8885 nt
Organism: Syngnathoides biaculeatus (alligator pipefish)
Lineage: Eukaryota; Metazoa; Chordata; Actinopteri; Syngnathiformes; Syngnathidae
Gene: tulp4b
Product: TUB like protein 4b
Exons: 16
Coding region: 581-5833 (1750 amino acids)
Molecular function (GO): protein binding
Source: RefSeq, a predicted model, not a curated record
AGCAUCAUGAUGGAUUGGUGAGUCCCGAAUGGGAAAUAUUGGUUAUGUCUUUUCAUUUCCAUACGUCACACGAUGGCAGUUGCGUGAGCCGCCCCAUCCCCGAGAACCAAUCCCCCCUCGAAAAUUCGGCCAAAUCACAUUUCGCCCCGCAGAAAGACGCGCCCUCGGGUGGCUCGCGCGCAUCUCCGCGGCAGCAUCCGUCUCCGCUGAGUCCGACUUGCAAUUCGGCGUGCGUCCAAGGCGCCUAACCCUCCCCAGGGCGCAGCCCCCUUCCUGCUUGGCAUAAAAAAAAAAAAAAAAAAAAAAGUGCGCAACCGAGGCGGGAGCGGACUGCACACGCUCGUUGCAGCCAGUCAGCGCCUGGACCGGGAUCCGCGUCGCCGGGGAGAGACGUCAAGGGAUGGGCCAGCGGGGUCAAACUCUGAGCCGAACGGUAAAGCCCGUCACGUCACGUCCACUCCGCGACUGAACCGAGUCGACGCCGGACCGAGAACGGGAGCAGAGAGCCGCCGUCCAACCGUCGGGGCUUUUCAUCUGAAUGGAAACAUGGACGCCUUCCACGGAGGCUCUUUGACUCAACAUGUCCAGAAGCUAUGAGCCGGGCCACUCAGUAGGGAUGUUGGCGGCCGUGGAACACGGUCCCAUCCUGUGCAGCGACUCCAACAUCCUGUGCCUGUCCUGGAAGGGCCGCGUGCCCAAGAGCGAGAAGGACAAACCGGUGUGUCGCCGGCGCUACUACGAGGAGGGAUGGCUGGCCACGGGCAACGGGCGCGGCGUGGUGGGCGUCACCUUCACCUCCAGCCACUGCCGCAGGGACAGGAGCACCCCGCAGAGGAUCAACUUCAACCUGAGGGGCCACAACAGCGAGGUGGUUCUGGUGCGCUGGAACGAACCGUUCCAGAAGUUGGCCACGUGUGACAUGGAAGGAGGAAUUUUCGUGUGGAUUCAGUACGAGGGCAGAUGGUCGGUGGAGCUGGUCAACGACAGAGGAGCCCAAGUGAGCGACUUCACGUGGUCCCACGACGGCACGCAGGCGCUGAUCGCCUACCGCGACGGCUUCGUGCUGGUGGGCUCGGUCAGCGGGCAGCGCCACUGGUCCUCGGAGAUCAACCUGGAGAGCCAGAUCACGUGCGGCAUCUGGACGCCCGACGACCAGCAGGUCUUGUUCGGAACGGCCGACGGCCAGGUGAUCGUGAUGGACUGCCACGGCCGCAUGCUGGCGCACGUGCUGCUGCGCGAGUCCGACGGCAUCGUGGGCAUGUCCUGGAACUGCCCCGACUUCCUGGUGGAGAACAGCACGGAGAGCGACACCGACUCCGACGACAACUUCCUGCCUUUAGUGCGGCGAGUGAAGCCUUUGCUGACCGUCACCUUCCUGUCGGGAGAAAUCAGCUUGAUGAGCAACUACGACGACUUGUCCCCCGCCGUCAUUCGCUCGGGUUUGAAAGAUGUGGAGGCGCAGUGGUGCUCCCAGGGCGACCUCCUGGCCGUGGCCGGCUUGGAGCGACACGGGCUGGCCUCCGACGCCGGCGGGACCAGGAACGCUCUGGUUAAGUUCUACAACGUGCAAGGGGAGCACAUCUACACCCUGGAAACGCCGGCGCAGAGGCCCAUCACCACCAUCUGCUGGGGCCACCGAGACUCCCGGCUGUUCCUGGCGUGCGGGUCGGCCCUGUACGUGGUGCGCGUGGAGCACCGCGUGGCCAGCCUGCAGCUGCUGUGCCAACAGGGCAUCGCCAGCGCCCUGCGGGAGGAGAAGGACGUGGGCAAGCUCAACAUGCCCUCGCUGCUCUGCUCCUACGUCACCAGCGCCUUCAUCCCCACCAUCAAGCCCCCGAUCCCGGACCCCAACAACAUCCGAGACUUUGUCAGCUACCCCACGACGGGCAACGAGCGGCUGCACUGCACCAUGAAACGGGCGGAGGACAGCCCCGAGGCAGGCGGCCCGUGCUACACCCUCUACCUGGAGUACCUGGGGGGGCUGGUGCCCAUCCUGAAGGGCCGGCGCGUCAGCAAAUUGAGGCCCGAGUUUGUCAUCACCGAUCCCAAAACUGACAGCAAAGCAGAGGAGGUGUGCGUCAACCCCAUGAUCUCGUACGCCGACAGCUGCAACUGCUCCGACUCCAGCGACGUGGAGCUCAGUGACGAGUGGGGGGCCAAGAAGUCGCCCAAGUUCUCUCGGGGGAACAGGAUUAACUUGGAACCGCGCAAAUCUCCCAAACUGUCCCGAGCCCACCAGGAGGGCCAGCGGUCGCCGCGCUUGCCGUCCAAGAAGCCCACGGUUCGAUCCCCCAGCCUGACGCGUCGGGAGUUCUCUAUGGACGGACUCGCUGGGCACAAUUACCUGGCUCAGGUCACGUCCAACAUCUGGGGGACCAAGUUCAAAAUCGUGGGACUGGCCUCCUUUCUGCCCGCAAAUCUCGGAGCAGUCAUCUACAAGACGAGUUUGCUUCAUCUGCAACCGCGUCAGAUGACCAUUUACCUCCCGGAGGUGCGCAAGAUAUCGCAGGACUUCAUGAGCCUGCCCGUGUUCAACCCCAACGUCUUCAGCGAGGACGAGGAUGACUUGCCAGUGAUGGGCUCGUCGUCAGGAGACAACCCGCCCUGCACCGUCAACAUUCCCAUCGCGCCCAUCCACAGCCCGGCUCAGGCCAUGUCGCCCACUCAGAGCAUCGGCCUGGUCCAGUCCCUCCUGGCCAAUCAGAACAUUCAGCUUGACGUCCUCACCAACCCCACGACCAACGCGGCGGCGGCGUCCGUCUCCAUUCCUGUUUCCGACCACAGCCGGGACCCGCCUGUUCCGGCCAGAUACCCGAACCCAGGGCAGGCGAUCUUCAACGGGCUGGAAAUGGCUCCGCUUCUCCCUGGUACGCUGCCUCCUCCGCCGCCCCCUCACCAUCUCCCGCCCCAGCCGCCUCGGCAGCAGCACCAGCAGCAGUCCAGGCAGCAGCCGCAGACGUCGCAGCAACUCCAUCACCUUCAGCAGGUGCACCACCAGCGGUCUCCGCAUCAGCAGCGGCACCAGGUCCAGCAGCACCAGCAGAUGCCGCAGAAUCCGCCAGCGGUGGCCGGGGGCCACCAGUUCCAGCAGCAGCAGCAGAUCCAGCAGCAGCAGCAGCAAAUGCAGAUGCAACACGAGCAAAUGCAACAGCAGCAGCAGCAGAUGCAGCAACAGCAGCAGCAGAUCCGCCAGCAGAUUCAGGAGAUGCGGCAGCAGCAGCAGCAGCUCCAGCAGCAGCACCAACAGAUCCAACAGCAGCACCAGCAAAUGCAGAGGCAGCACCAGCAGAUGCAGCAGCAGCUGAAGAUGCAGAUGACGCUUCCUCCCGCCCCCACCGGAUACCCCACCGUCUCCCUCCAGCAGAUCCAUCUCCUGCCUCCGCUUCCUCCACCACCGACCGGCGAGCCCGGACUGGAUCGAGAUCACGCGUUGAAGCCGAGCCUGCCCCGGACAUUACCCCCUUCCUUUAUCACCAGAGACGGCGGAUCUGUGGAGAUUCAGGCGAGGAAGGUGAAUCCUCCUCCUCCCUACCCGGGUACGGUGGCAUCUACGGCAGCCGCGGCAGAGGCGCCGAUCCAAACUCUGGUCACAAACUGCGACAGCCCGAGCAUCCUGGCUCCGGACGCCUGCCUGAAGAAAGAUGACUUUUUGCUUCAGCCUGUGACCAUACAGUACCCGACACCUCUCGGCUACGAAAGGAUCACGACUUUCGACAGCAGCGGUAACGUGGAGGAAGUAUGUCGCCCCCGAAGGCGCCUCAUCCGGAACCAAAAUGCCUACGGUGGCCUCGGCUCGGCCACGCUGAAGGUCACUUCCUCCGAGAAUAAAAAGAUUCAUCUUCCCUACAGCUCGGCGACACUCAGCCGUCUGUCCGUCCCUCGGUAUUCCAUUCCCAGCGGGGACCCUCCCCCUUACCCCGAUCCGGCCAAUCAAGUCCCGGUCACCCUCGCUCCUCCGCCACCGAGAAUGGAAAGCAGCCUCAUUCACGCCACUCUGCGCCGCGACCCCCGCGACGUGAUGCUCAAAGUGCCCACUAUGAUGGACGCCUCCAGGACGCUCCCUACCAAGGCCAAGAUGAACAGCGCGGUGGGUUUGACCUACCAGCAGAGGGUGCCCACGGCGCUGUACACGUGCACGCAGUGCAGCAGCAACAGCAGCAGCACCAGUGUCAGCGUUAGCGGCGGCGGGACAUCGAGCAGCGGCAUCGCGGGCGGCACUGUGGUCAGGCAGGACUUCCCCCCGGAGAAAGGAAUACACCACAGCACAAUCAUUGUGCACUCCAAAAGCCCCUCGCAGUCACCUUACAGCCUCCUGGGUUCCACGGACACCCGCCGGGAUAGAACCGUGUACGUCAACUCCGCCUUCACCGAAGACGAGACUCUGAGCAAGCACUGUCACUUGGACAAAUCCGUCCAUCAGAUGACCCUCGGUGACGUCGGCCUCACGGCGAAGCGCCCGCCCCCUUAUCAGUGGGACACCUCCACCGCAGAGGAAUUCUGGCUUGCCCCGGAGCAAACGAUGCUGGCCCCCCCGCCGCCGCCGCCGCCGCCUCACAAGCCCCCUCCUCUCAUUCUCGGCCAGACGCAGCACUUGGACGUGACCCGUCUACCGUUCGUCCUCACAAAUAAGCCGCCGUCCAAUCCCAGCACAAGCACCCUCGGAUUCCCGUCGGCCUACCAAAUAUCCCUCACUCCCUUCCCUCCCGCUGUAAGCCACAGUAGACCCCCCAUGCAGAGCUUACAGAACCCCCCACCCCAGUGUGCUCCAAGCAAUGUGGUUCUCCCUGUCCAAUUUGCUCAGCAGGACUCCAAUUUGGUUUUACCGACAGGGUACUCCACAAGCUUAGCUAACUUGACAUGCUGCACCCUGCCACCGAUGUACCCAGGGGCCAGCUCCUGCGCCGGACUUCAGCUGCACCCUGUAAACCUUCACCCCUGGAAUCCCUACCCCUGCCCGCCACCCAUGCAGGACCCCCCUGCACCUCCCCUCCCAACCAAAACCCAUCAAAUAUUAGAGAAGCCCGUUCUCUCGCCUCCCCCUCCGACCGCGCCACCUCCGCCGCCCCCUCUGCCUCCGCCACCGCCGCCCACCGAGCUACCCGCAUCUAAAUGCCCCGCCGAGGAUCUCGCGGAGUCUGGCAACAGCUUUCCGGAGCCGUCUUCCCUCAAUGAAAGUCCCGUGCCGCAGGAGUCGGACCGCUUUAACAAAAAAAGCCGCAAGAGACUGGACAGCCGAGCCGAGGAGACCAACAUGUCAUCGGUGUCCAGAAAGGAUGGUCGCACACUGUCCGAUUUCAACUCUCUGAUUGCCAGCCCGCGACUGGGCAGCAGAGAGAAGAAGAAACCGAAGGGACCCCGGGAGCAGCUCAACAGGACGAAAAAGAUAAGCCGAGCCGCCACCGAGUUCCAGGACAGCUCGGAGAGCGAGCCAGAGCUUUUUAUCAGCGGCGACGAGCUGAUGAACCAGAACCAGAGCGGCAAGAAGAGUUGGAAGAACAAGCGCAGCCUUCGCAUGGCCAGCGAGCUGGAGGAGAUGAAGUGCCGCAAGGCUCACGAACGGGAGGACCGCAGUUUGGGCAGCCAGGGCUUCGUCUACGUCAUGGCUAACAAGCAGCCUCUGUGGAACGAAGCGACCCAGGUCUACCAGCUGGACUUCGGAGGAAGGGUCACGCAGGAGUCUGCAAAGAACUUCCAGAUCGAGCUGGACGGCCGACAGGUGAUGCAGUUCGGACGCAUCGACGGGAACGCCUACAUCCUGGAUUUCCAGUAUCCCUUCUCGGCGGUGCAGGCGUUCGCCGUGGCCUUGGCCAACGUGACUCAACGGCUGAAGUGAAAUUGGUUCUGCUCGGUUCAACAGUUUCAACGGCGCUAGCUAACAUGUUCUUCUGGUAUCUCUUGCUUUUCGGUGGAGUCGGCGUCCGUUUAUCACCAUUUCAAAUCGUGAGCACUUUGUCCCGGUAUGAUGAAUGUUUGAAAUAUUCUAUUAAAACAAUCCUCCCACGAAUAAGCUACUAGAUGCACCUUCUGCACAGAAUUCGAAAGAUUUUUUGUACUGUAGUUUUGCAAACUACAGGCAGAGGAUAACAAUUUCCCAACUGAGAUGCAUUGAUGCUAUUUGGGAUAUCUUUUGAAAGAAAAUAUGAAGUUUUACCAAGAUAGCAAAUAUGAAAAGGAGAUUUAUUUCCAUGUAACUAUUGUCCACGUACUAUGACGAAUGUAUGACCGAGUAUGAGAGUCUAUUUUUCUAUGAGGUGCUGCGUACAUUGUUAAUCUGAACAAAAUUGUAGGACGAUUACCCCAAAACUCGCUCAGCAGUUGUUGUUUUUUUUUUUUUUUUUAAAUGCCCCCUGAAAUUAGUUUCACCAAUCGACGCGAAAUUUGGUGGCUCCGUCGACCGUAACAGGACACGGGAAAAACUCUCGAGGACUCGAGCCUGAAAGCGAACAAGAAGAAACCAAAAAGUGUGCAGAUUGCAGGUCUGUACCAUGUUCAAAACAGGGUGGAAAAGCACACGGCGGUACUGCAGUACGACUACCAGUAGACACGACAUUGGGUGGCUGGUACGGAAGUCAAUUAGUGCCACCGGGAUUUGAAUGCGAAAUGUAAAGUGAGCACAUUUUCAAUAGUCGCUACAAUUCGGUGUCUAGAAUUGACCGUCUGCGCCACCAGGCAGGGUUACUUCAGGUCAGGACCGGACACCCAGCCAACGACAGUUACGGUUUCUUAGUCACAUGGUGUCACAUACCAAGAAAGCGUAACUGGAUCGACUGGCUGUUCGGUUCUGACCUGAAGUAACCCCGGCAGGUGGCACGGACGGUCAAUUUUAGACACCGAAUUGUAGCGACUAUUGAAAAUGUGCUCACUACAUUUCAAAUUCAAAUCCCCGGUGGCACAUUAUUUCAUUCCAUACCCUGGCGACGACCUCAAGUAGUGCAAAAUCAGGUUUUUCUGCUAAUAAUCAAGGUCAAGUCCGAAUCAAAUUGUCCACCAGCAAAACAAAACAACACACGUUUGUCUGCAUAACACAGCGAAGGCGACUCGUCGUGACUUUAUUUGAAUAUCCCCCCGUAGCGAAUGUGAUCUGUUCGGCUAAUAAUUCCGAUAAAGCAACAACAACAAGCAAAAACCCCGGAAAUCCAAACAAAGCACAUUGCGUUCACUUGAGACGAAGGUUACUUUGCGUAAACGCUGACAAUUUCCGAUGAUCAUUUCAGCGACUAAAAUUCGGUCGGGCCUGCGACAUCUCGUUGAAAUCGAGGUCGGCGCCAUUUCGGGAUCGCGCGACUUGUAACGUUCUCGUACGACGCGAGGGAGGCGAAGGUGGGACAAUGUUCGGCCGAGGGUGGGCCGGGAUGCGAAAAGAAAACCCGAUUUGCAGUUUUUUCAGGUCGUCGGCAGGGGGUGGAAGUAAAUGUGUGCCGCCGGGAUUUGAAUUUGAAAUGUAAAGUGAGCACAUUUUCAAUUGUCGCUACAAUUCGGUGUCUAGAAUUGACCGUCUGCGCCACCAGGCAGGGUUACUUCAGGUCAGGACCGGACACCCGGCCAAUCGCAGUGACCCUGUCUUAGUCACGUGACGUCACAUACUAAGAAAGCGGAACUGCCCGGUCGAAUUUCAGACAGCGAAUUGGAGCCAGUUGAAUUGCUAACCUUGAAAUACAAGUAUUGAAAAUGUGAUCAAUUAACAUUUUAAAUUAAAAUCCUAGUGGCACAAAUUUACUCCCACAGGGCGGAUGCGUCCAUCAUUGCAGGACCCCCCCAAUAAAAUACGGCUCAAGGACCCGCGCCUGAAACAAAACGAGAAGUCGGCCAUUUUAGUUCAAAGCAAAUAAUCUGAGGUGAAUUUUGUUUUUUUUUUCCUCUCCACCUGGAAAGUUUUAUCAUCGUCGUUCCCGGAGCUGUCAUUUUAAUGGUUGUCAAAGCUUCGUGCGUAUUAAAAAAAAAAAAAAAAGAAAGGGUGUAAAACCAAGGAGUGACUUUGUGGUUUUUUUGGUCACUUUUGGCUCGUGACGCUGCUUGAAAUUUGUGCUCGACUCUUCUCUGAAUGUGUCAGUCAGUGCUAAUUGUGUGCUAGCAACUGCAAAGUAAGAUCACAAACUGCUGCUUACACCGUAUUAUUUUCAUUUUAUUUUUGUUAUUUCAGUACAGUGUCCCCACGCUGUUUGUGGGUGUCGGCACAACGCCCUGCCGGAAAUCGUGAAAAGCUGCCAUCAAUGGCCUCCCCAAAAAAAAAAAAAAAAAAAAAAAAUGCCACAGGCUUGCGCAAAGCACUUUUUCCCCCCCCUUUGCUAUCAAACAAGGCAAAAAAAAAAAAAAUGUAAUCAAUCAUUAAAUGGGCGAAUCGUCAAUUUACGGAGGAAGGCUGUACAGUUCAUACGCAUCGAAAAAUGAAAAGGCCACCAAGAUGUGAGCAUGGAAACAUUACAACAGCUUUCAAAAUGAAAUAGUCGCACAUUUUGAAUCUUAAAUCUUAGAUCGGUGCUAAUGUACAAAGAAAACGACGCUUAUUAUUUCAAAAGAUUUGCUGCUUUAUGGUUUUCCGUGCGUGUGUCAGUGAUCGGCAAUAUCGCUUUAUGAUAUAUUGUUGUUAAGUUUUGAAGCAGAAAAAAACAAAACAAAUGUGAGAUGUGACCGUGAGGUUGAUCGAUUGGCUGGGCAAAAUACAUCAAUAAAAUCAAUUUAUUCCAAACUUUUUGCAUUCCGCUUUUGUUUGACUUCAUAACCAAAAUUUCAUUUGUGAGGGGAGAAAGAAAGAAAAUAGAAAAGGGGUAAUUACCACACAGUUACUUGCAGAUGGAGGAAGUCAUGACUAAAAAAUUGCUUUUCAAUUUAAAUGGUUUUAAUUAAUUCAAUUUUCAUGUUUUUUUUUUUUGGUGCAAUUUUUACAA